Molecule: messenger RNA, 1451 nt
Organism: Dermacentor silvarum
Lineage: Eukaryota; Metazoa; Arthropoda; Arachnida; Ixodida; Ixodidae
Exons: 5
Coding region: 218-1372 (384 amino acids)
Source: RefSeq, a predicted model, not a curated record
UAUAUUUACGUACAGAAAAGCUGGCAGCGACGCCGAUGUUCGGCGGCACAACCGUGCCUCACAAAGGCGGGAGAGCAAACGGGCUGCUACUAUAGCCUCCCUAAACAGCCAAGUGGACCCCACGGCUCUACCAGGGAACGGACAGCCUGCUGCAGUCAUUCAGGAAGCUGAGCUGCCCAUUGACCCCUCUGGAAGCACAGCUGCACCCACAGAGGAUAUGCCUGAGCAGGAACCACUAGGAAAUGGUGACAUGCAAAUGAAUCUUACUGGGCAAGGCACCGCUCCUGUGACAUUGCAAACAUCAGUGAUUGGUUCCCAGGCAAGCACCAGCUACCCAAGUGCUUCAACGAGCAGUGAUGCGCAGAGAGAAAGAGCAUGGCUCCACCAAAAAAUUGCUUCUUUAGAAAGAAAGAAUAUUAGGCUUGAAAUGAAGCUUGACGAAGCGAAUUCUAGAAUCCUGACUUUAAAUGUCAUAAAACUCUCGGCUAAGAAGUGUGCUUUUUAUACUGGCCUGCCUAAUUAUGGGGUCUUUCGAAGUCUCUUCGAGUACUUUGAGCCCCGAGCCAGUAAAAUGUCGUACUGGGGUGCAGAAAGGAAAGCUAAUAGUAAUGUCCCUGGCAGACCAAGGGAACGGGAACUUGAAGCAGAGUUUUUCAUGGUACUUGUGCGGCUAAAAACUGGCAUGCCUGGAGAAGAGGUUGCUCGAAACUUUUUAAUGUCCGCAAGCCAUGUCAGCCGCAUUUUUGCCACCUGGGUUAAUUUCCUUGAGCUUGAACUGGAAGCGAGGGUGCAAAUACCAACAAGGGAGAUGUUAGCACCGUACCUGCCAGGAUCUUUUCGAGGUUUCGAAAAUACUAGGUUGGUGCUAGAUGCUACAGAAGUUCGCAUACAGCGGCCCUCUUCACUUAGUGCACAGAGGCAAACAUUUUCAACUUAUAAGCACUACAAUACUUACAAGGUGCUUUUGGGGUGUACACCUGAUGGCUAUAUUGCUUAUGUGUCUCGUCUAUGGGGAGGUUCUGUGUCUGACAAGACUAUGCUACAGUGCAGUGGGCUUUUGGAUCUUAUGAAUGACGGAGACGCAAUAAUGGUAGACAAGGGGUUUACGUUUCCUUAUUUGCCACCAGGAAUCGCAGUUUUCCGACCACCAUUCCGUGAGCAACACGAGCCCCAGAUGAGACCUGAAGCUGUGGAGCGAACGCGUCGCAUCGCAUGUGCGAGAGUCCAUGUGGAACGCGCGAUAGGACGCGUCAAAACAUUCCAGAUAUUAAGUAGAGCAUUUCCUAUCAGCAUGAUGGAUAUUGCUGAGCAAGUGUUUAGGGUUUGUUGUUUCCUCUGCAACUACAAACCACCAUUGAUAAAAGACGAGUGACAGCUUCCAAGUGCUUGUUGCAGAGGUUGAUUAAAGCGACACUUAUUCUUUCUAUGCAUUCUUAUUGUUUAGAUUAGUG